UCAAAACAAAACGAAAAAGAAAACAGACUAGAGACAAACAGGAAGUAUAGCUUAACACGUCGCUUAGAAACAUGAACCAAGAAAAAUAUCCUCGGUCCUCAAUUGAGGAUGAUUUUAAUUAUGGCACGAAUGUCGCUACGGCAAGCGUUCAUAUCCGUAUGGAUUUCCUACGCAAAGUGUACACGAUACUAUCAGUGCAGAUCAUCCUGACUACAGCUUUGUCUGCUCUGUUUAUGUUCUGUGAACCCAUCAAAAACUUUGUACAUUCAAGUCCCUCACUGGUCUUGAUAUCUGCAAUCGGAUCUCUGUUUCUGAUCAUUGCCCUGGCUAUUUAUCGCCACCAGCAUCCCGUUAACCUCUAUUUACUUCUGGCAUUCACUGUGCUGGAGGCCGUGUCUGUUGGUACAACAGUGACAUUUUAUGAAUACUCAGUGGUACUCCAGGCCUUUGUGCUUACGUCGGCUGUCUUUGUUGGCCUGACUGCCUACACUCUCCAGUCCAAGCGAGACUUCAGCAAGCUCGGAGCUGGGCUGUUUGCAGGCCUUUGGAUUCUCAUCAUUGCUGGCUUUAUGAGGAUUUUCUUCCAAAACGAUACAGUGGAGCUGGUGUGUGCCGGCGCCGGCGCUCUGCUCUUCUGUGGCUUCAUCAUCUACGACACCCACGUUCUGAUGCGCAAGCUGUCACCCGAGGAGCACAUUCUGGCUUCCAUCAACCUCUACCUGGACAUAGUCAACCUCUUCCUGCACAUCCUGCGUAUCCUCGACUCCAUGAAGAAAAACUGAGAGGAGAACCUGCAUGCUCUUCCUUCUGUAAGAUGAUGCAGGGGGUUUGACCAUUGGAUCAUUUGGAUCAAUUUAAAAGGCAACGACAAGGUGAUCAUCAUCAUCAUUUACAAAUACAUAGCACCCCAGACUUUGAACAAACUUGGUCACAUGAUCAGAGGCUACUAAAUUGAAUAAUCAGUCCAUCACAAAUCAAGACAUUUAUUAAAUAUCGAAUUAAGAACGGAAAUGAUGUUGUGUGGAAAUCUGAGGUUUACAUGGUUAUGACUGCUUGUUGCAAACAUAAAUGCAUCCUCUUUCCCAUGUUCCAGGUCAUUGCAUAUAAUCACAGACAAGCACUGUAAUCUGACUUUAGAUGGACGUAGACAGUCAAUAGUGUAUAUGAAUUUCAGGUAUUUGAUGUGUUUUGUUUUUAAUAUUGUAGUGUCUGUGGCUCGGGAACGGAAGCACGACUCUUAAAGACGCCGAUUCACUGGUGGCAGUGUGAUUCCAUGUACUCUCUCUCUCUCUCUUUCAAUGUGCUUAUAAUAAAGCUGGGUUUUAAUCAUGUGGGUCACAAUGAAGUGCUGAUCACUUUGCUGAAUCAUUCAUUAAAAGGUCCUGGUAGUUCUUACAGCACCAUCUAACUCCAGAUAAACCUGAUGCUCCUCUCCCUCAUGGUCAUACUGUUUUAUGGCCGCCGCAUGUUUCGAAGAAGAAAUAUUGAAAGGAAGUGUGCAUGGUGACUUUAAUUGAAAAACUCUGAACUCUUCAAAGGGUCAAGAGCAUCUCGAACAUGUGUUUUUAGACAGAGAUCUUCUUUUGAUCUUGCUACUCUGUGCAGUACCACAUUAUAUACAUGCUAUAUUUUAAGUAUUCUCCUGUGAAUCUAAUGAAACGUAUGUUUUCUUGCAUUUCGUUGUAAUUUAUUCGCAUACCUAUAUGUGCUAUACUAUUGUACAUAUUGUAGCUGUAGCUCUGUUAUAAAGCAUGUUAUUGAUUGACAAAUGAUGUAACAUAUGAUUCGCAACUCUAAUAUCAAUGGGGAUUAAAAUUCUGUAUGCAUAAAAUGAGAAGUAAUAUAUUAAAUAUUUGACCUGCUA
This is a messenger RNA of Tachysurus fulvidraco (yellow catfish), 1864 nucleotides long. RefSeq names its product transmembrane BAX inhibitor motif containing 4 (gene tmbim4). Gene Ontology annotation, biological process: negative regulation of apoptotic process. The transcript is spliced from 8 exons. Bases 72 to 782 code for a protein of 236 amino acids. Gene Ontology annotation, cellular component: membrane. Lineage: Eukaryota; Metazoa; Chordata; Actinopteri; Siluriformes; Bagridae. The record is from RefSeq and is a predicted model, not a curated record.